AUGGCCACCACCGAACCAACACUUCCAGAAAAGACACCCGUACCCACAACCCCCUCAGAGCCAUCCCUUCCUAAGCUUUCCCAACAUGACUUCCGCAUCUACAACCGCAUGGCAGAGCAUAUGGACUACUUCCACAACCACUUUCGCGAGACUUGGAACGUUCUGUAUGCCGCCUGCGAGACGGGAAAGAGGAGUAAGGGUAUGAGUAUCCGACAGUUUAUUGCGCUGGGGCAGCAGUUUUGCGCGCAGUUGGAAAUGCACCACGGGAUUGAGGAGAGGCACAUCUUCCCCGUUCUGGCGAAGAAGCAGCCCGCCUUUAAGAAAGAACUGGAACUUCUCACGCAGCACAAGCAGAUCCACAACGGCCUUGACAAGUUGACUAAGUAUCUGGAUGAGUGCAGUAGCGGCGAGCGCGAGCUGAGGUUACCCGAGUUAAAGGAGGUUUUGGACGGCUUUGGGAAGGUGCUGUGGCAGCAUUUGGACGAUGAGGUAAAGGAGCUGGGCGCGGAGAAUAUGAGGAAGUAUUGGACGAAGGAGGAGAUGGUGAGGAUGCCUAUGUGA
This is a messenger RNA of Didymella exigua CBS 183.55, 561 nucleotides long. RefSeq lists its product as uncharacterized. The transcript has 2 exons. Bases 1 to 561 code for a protein of 186 amino acids. The record is from RefSeq and is a predicted model, not a curated record. NCBI's taxonomy places the organism in Eukaryota, Fungi, Ascomycota, Dothideomycetes, Pleosporales, Didymellaceae.